GAAGUGCUACGUUCAAUAAUCUCCAGCUUCACACUGUUUGUUUAUAAUUUGAGUCUUCGGUUUCUCCUGUAAAGUCUAUGGGUCAGUCCAUCAGAACCGGCAGAAUCUCUGUAACCGAAAGAAACCGACUGGAUGGAAUUUUUUAUGUUUAUAUUCUGUGUCUGUUUUACUCCUGAUUUAUCUGUUAUUAGCUCAGUGAUGCUAAAGUUAGCUUAGCUCACUGACUGCUAACAGACCUGUCAGUGUGUGACGGAGACAAACUGUGUUUCCGACGGAGUUUUUGCGGAGAAAAAGUGAAAAAUGACCAAAAAAGUCCAGAUUCUGAGAUCGCUGGUGGAGCAGAGACUAAUUGCGGCUGCUGAAGAGAUAUUUGGGCUGAUUGAAAGAACCAUAGCAGAGUACGAGGAGGAACUUUGUCGAACUAAAGAAGAAAAUCAGAGACAAAAACAAAUACUGGACACAGUUUUAUUACAUACACCUGUGGGUGCCACAGACACCCAUCAACAGUCUGUAGUUAAAGAAGAGCUUCCCCCUGAGCAGAAGGAGUGGAGCCUCAGUGUGAACCAGAACCAGAACCAGGAGGACCCAGAGAACCACCACAUUAAAGAGGAACAGGAAGAACUGUGGACCAAUCAGGAGGCUGAUAUCACCAAGUUCCCGUCCACUUCUGUCCUUGUGAAGAGUGAAGAUGAAGAGGAAGCUCAGUCCUCACAGUUUCAUCAAAGACAAACUGAGAAGAACCGAGAAGAAACUGAUGGACAGGACUGUGGAGGAUCAGAACCAGCCAGGAGCUUGGAUCCACAUAGACAUUUACAGUCUGUUAGUGAUGAUAAUUCUUCAGAUUCAAGUGAAACUGAGGACAGUGAUUGUGAUUGGACAGAAACACACAGAAGUCAGUCAGGUUCAGAAAGUGUUAAAACAAUUAAACUUGUAAAGACUGAUAAUGGACUGUCGACAAAGGAGCGUCCAUUUCCUUGCUCAUGUUGUGGUAAAAGAUUCAGCCAGAAGGGAAACCUGAGCAGACACAUGAGGUACCACACAGGAGAGAAGCCUUUUACCUGCUCAGUUUGCACUAAAAGCUUCCAUGUCAAAGAACACCUGAACAGACACAUGAGGGUUCACACAGGGGAGAAACCAUUCACCUGUAACAUCUGUGGGAAGUGCAGCGCUGCAAAAGGAGAUCUGACCAAACACAUGAGAGUUCAUACCAGAGAAAAGCCAUAUAUUUGCUCUGUGUGUGGAAAGAGUUUUGCUGAAACUGGACAUCUGAAGAGACACAUGAAGCUGCACACAACUGACUAGAGUCCCUUUCAGACCAAAGGCAGACAAUUAGGGCUUUCUCACUAGCAGGGAUUCAUGUCAUUUCCAAUUCUAGAACCUAAUGUUGAACUGACCGACCCAUUCACACCAGAAAAAAUUGGUUUGGAACCUGAAAAGUUGAUUCUUAUAAUUGAAACAGAAAAUAUUGAUUCUUCCUCAUGAACUGUGACAUCAUCGUUGUUACUGAUAUAACUGAACUCUUUAACUGAUAGAAAUACAUGAAGUGAUAAUGGAGAAUAGAAAGUCUGCAGUAAAAACAUCCACAGAAUGAUCUUUGGUUUGGAUGUAGUACCUACUUCUGUCACAAGGUGGAGGAUCAGAACUAACUGACAAGUUUUCUCCUGGUUGUUGUCAGAGGACAUUCAAGUUGUAUCAAGUUGAAGUUUUCCCUCAUGUUCUUACUGCUAUAAAUAUCAUGUCAGAUCAGUACAGCUCUGUGAUUCAUUUUGACCUUAUAUCCAAAGAAUAAAAUGGGAUUUCACGGUG
Messenger RNA from Sphaeramia orbicularis (orbiculate cardinalfish), 1806 nucleotides. RefSeq names its product zinc finger and SCAN domain-containing protein 21-like. Bases 301 to 1302 code for a protein of 333 amino acids. The transcript has 2 exons. The record is from RefSeq and is a predicted model, not a curated record. Gene Ontology annotation, biological process: regulation of transcription by RNA polymerase II. Gene Ontology annotation, molecular function: DNA-binding transcription factor activity, RNA polymerase II-specific; RNA polymerase II cis-regulatory region sequence-specific DNA binding. Lineage: Eukaryota; Metazoa; Chordata; Actinopteri; Kurtiformes; Apogonidae.